AUGUCGGUGCGCCGAAGCCAGCGGCCGGCGCGGCCCGGGACCCGCCUCACCUGGCUGCUGUGCUGCAGCGCCCUGCUGUCGCCCGCCGCGGGGUACGUGAUCGUGAGCUCGGUGUCCUGGGCCGUCACCAACGAGGUGGACGAGGAGCUGGACAGCGCCUCCACCGAGGAAGCCCUGCCCGCGCUGCUGGAAGAUUCUGGCAGCAUCUGGCAGCAGAGCCUCCCGGCCUCGGCACACAAGGAGGACGCGCACCUGCGGCCCCGGGCGGGAACCGCCCGCUCCAGGCCGCCCCCUGCGCCGCCGGGAAUGUUCUCCUACCGCCGGGAGAGCGGCCCCGCUGCGGGCGCGGCCCCUGGCCCGAGGCUGCACGCCGGCACCGCCCGCUCCCUGGCCCACGCCAGCGCCUGGGGCUGCCUGGCCACCGUGUCCGCCCGCGAGCAGAUCCGAGGACUGCCUUUUGGGAACUGCCUGCCCGUCAGCGACGGCCCCUUCAACAACAGCACCGGGAGUCCUUUCUUCUACGUGACCGCCAGGGACCCCGUGGUGGCCGAUCUGGUGAAGAACCCCAUGGCCUCGCUGACACUGCCCGAAUCCGAGGGGGAGUUUUGCAGAAAGAACAUUGUGGACCCAGAGGAUCCCCGAUGCGUCCGGUUGACGCUCACCGGCCGGAUGAUGGUGGUGUCUCCAGAGGAAGUAGAAUUUGCCAAGCAGGCCGUGUUCUCCAGGCACCCAGGGAUGAGGAAGUGGCCUCGUCAGUACGAAUGGUUCUUUAUGAAGAUGAGGGUAGAACACAUCUGGCUUCAGAAAUGGUAUGGAGGAGUGACCGAGGUUUCAAGGGGGGAAUAUUUCAAAGCUGUUCCCAGAAAGGCCUGA
Lepus europaeus (European hare) is the source of this 873-nucleotide messenger RNA. It is a transcript of the gene CREG2, whose product is annotated as cellular repressor of E1A stimulated genes 2. The record is from RefSeq and is a predicted model, not a curated record. The transcript is spliced from 4 exons. NCBI's taxonomy places the organism in Eukaryota, Metazoa, Chordata, Mammalia, Lagomorpha, Leporidae. Bases 1 to 873 code for a protein of 290 amino acids.